Messenger RNA from Colletotrichum destructivum, 1141 nucleotides. RefSeq names its product Putative alpha-ketoglutarate-dependent dioxygenase alkB 6. The transcript has 3 exons. Gene Ontology annotation, cellular component: nucleus. The record is from RefSeq and is a predicted model, not a curated record. Lineage: Eukaryota; Fungi; Ascomycota; Sordariomycetes; Glomerellales; Glomerellaceae. Bases 393 to 1124 code for a protein of 243 amino acids.
UUCUUCCGCCUUGCUCGCUCACUCGUCUGCUAACUUGCCCCCCGUCGAUUUGGUUCUCCACCUAACCUUCCUAUUCUUGUUCGCCCACUGCCUGGUUCCUCCCAGCUUGGCACAGAAACGUUUGACCACUGGUGCUCAGUGCCUACCCACACCCGCCACGUCCAGCCGGAGCUUGAGAGCUCAUCCCAUCGACCCCACCUCAGGUGCCCUCGCUCUUGUCGACAAGCUUCGCCGUACCUGUCUGACCCUUCCCGGCCUCAUCAUCCACGUUAAAAAUACUGGGGGAUUCCCGCUCAUGAAUAAGGUUGGGCGCAGCGCAGUAAAUUCACACCACCCGCACCCCCGACUUUCAAACAAGUUGAACCACACAUCCGUGUUGCGAAGUAAUCAUCAUGGACUGGGGAGCUGUGAAUCUGCCCGCAGCCCUCGAAGACGUCAGAGUUACGAGGCUCCCGCCGUCGUCCUUCUACAUCGCAGACUUUAUUUCGGAGGAAGAGGAACGGUUUCUGCUGCAAAAGAUAGCUGAUGCGCCGAAACCCCGCUGGAAGCAACUGACUCAUCGACGUCUCCAAACAUGGCCAUCCGAUCUCGUCAAGAACAAGCUGAUUGACGCCCCCUUGCCACAGUGGCUACAGGAGCCUGUGGUCUCGCGAAUUCUCUCCUUGCCCUUCGCUGUCAGUCCUGAUUCGUCCAAUCUGUUCGCCGACAGCCCUCACAAACGGCCGAACCACGUGCUGAUCAAUGAGUAUCCCCCGGGAGACGGGCCCGCCUAUCAUCCAGUCGUGUGCACUGUCAGCCUGGGAGCAAGUAUAUGCCUGAACCUCUACCGGAGUAAGGAGGACGGCGGGUUAGAUCUGAAGCCCGUAGCACGCAUUCUUCAGGAGCCCAGAAGCCUCCUCGUCACGACCGAGAGCCUCUACACCGAUGACCUGCAUGGCAUUGCCGAUAUCGAGGAGGACGUCCAGCUCUCCUCCGAGACAGUUGUGAACUGGGACCUCUUGCGAUCGAAAACGGAUUUCGCUGCCGGCCAAAACGUGCGCGCAACCCGAACAAGCCUCACAUAUCGCGACGUAAUGCAGGUUUCGAAGCUGGGGGCCAAAUUUGGAAUGUUUGGGCAGAAAUGACGACAAGGCUAAAGCAU